UGGGGAGGAGGCCUCCAGUAGGUAACCUGUGAGUGCAACUUUUGGGGGGGAGGGGGCACCCAUUUGAAGGGGAGUGACCCACGCUUGAGGAUGGGUAGGGAUGGCACUGAUAUGGCAGAGACGGGAAGGCAGCGAGAAGGUAGAGGGUGGUGAGAUUGUGGAGGAAGCCUCGAUGCCUCCCUUCCACCAAAACUGGUGCCUCCCACGCAGUGAGACUGAACGCAGCCGCAGCUCUGUACCUUUGGUAGCAGAGAGCGAUGUAGAGAUCGGAAGAAGUGUUGUGUCGUUUCUUAAUCCUGAGGAGCAUCCUGAGGCAGAGGCCAUGCUGUCCCCUUCUGCAUCAGGAGUGAAGCUGGUCCCUCGGCUGUCCAAGCGCAGGCUGGUAGUGCUGAUCAUCUUCAGCUUGUACUCACUGGUGAAUGCCUUUCAGUGGAUCCAGUAUAGUAUAUUGACCAACGUCUUUACAUGUUACUAUAACGUUUCCAGUUCUGAAAUAGACUGGCUCUCCAUGACCUAUAUGGUGACAUAUGUGCCUCUCAUCUUUCCUGCCACUUGGCUGCUGGACACUCAAGGCCUGCUCAUCACUGCCUUGCUGGGAUCUGGACUCAACUGCCUGGGUGCCUGGAUUAAAUGUACCAGCGUCCAGCAAAACCUCUAUGUAGUGACUUUGUUGGCUCAGGUUGUGUGUUCCAUAGCCCAGGUCUUUAUUUUGGGGCUGCCCUCCCGCAUUGCCUCUGUCUGGUUUGGGCCCAAAGAAGUGUCCACUGCUUGUGCUGUAGCUGUUCUGGGCAACCAGCUAGGCGUAGCAAUUGGCUUCUUAUUGCCUCCAGUUUUAGUUCCGAACACAGCUGAUGACCUGGACCUCAUGGGGCAUAACAUCCGUACUAUGUUCUAUGGCACAGCAGCAGUAUCUACACUCCUUUUUAUACUAACAGCUCUUGUGUUUAAGAAAAAACCUAAAUAUCCUCCAAGUCAGUCUCAGGCUGUUCUUCUGGAUGUAUCUCCUGAGGAUUAUUCCUAUAAACAGUCAAUAAUCAACCUGUUCAGAAAUGUACCUUUUAUUCUUUUGCUGAUCAGUUAUGGAAUUAUGACUGGGGCAUUUUAUUCAGUCUCAACUCUCCUAAACCAAAUGAUAGUAUUUCAUUAUAAGGGGGAAGAACUGAAUGCAGGAAGGAUUGGCCUGACUCUUGUGGUAGCUGGAAUGGUGGGCUCAGUUAUUUGUGGCUUAUGGCUGGAUCACACCAAAACAUACAAGCAGACCACGUUAGUUGUGUACAUCCUCUCAUUUGUUGGAAUGGUUGUAUUCACAUUCACCUUGGAUUGUAGGCACCUCAUCGUUGUAUUUCUGACUGGUGGAGUACUUGGUUUCUUCAUGACUGGUUACCUCCCUCUUGGUUUUGAAUUUGCUGUGGAAAUUACAUACCCAGAGUCAGAAGGCACCUCAUCGGGGCUUCUGAAUGCUUCAGCACAGAUAUUUGGGAUUAUCUUUACACUGAUUCAAGGAAAACUCACAACUGUUUACAAUCCUCGUGCAGGAAACAUUUUCCUCUUUGUGUGGAUGUUUAUAGGUAUCAUUUUAACAGCUUUAAUCAAGUCAGAUUUACGGAGACACAGUGUGAAUUCAGGGAUAAGCAUUGACAUUAAAUCUAUGUCAGUUGACAGUCCUACAGAAGAUGAACUGAAUAAAACUGCACCAAAAAGCCAGUCUGAAUUAAAAAUUUAAAACAGAAGAGAGAAAUGCCAGAGAAUUGUCAAGUUAUACCAAGCAGAAGCAACUUGACAGAUAAACACAAGAACUGUCUGAAAGUAAUAGUUAUGUGCUACCAGUGAUAAUCAUGCAGUAUUGCUUACAUAUGAACUAAAGUUACACAUGCACUCUGCUGAAGAUACGUGUUAAUUUUCCUAUGAGUUAUUUAUAGUGGGUGGCAAUCGUAAGCAGUUUUUCAGUUGCAUGGAUUAAGAUUUCCAGCAGUCUGCCAUUCCUUUCUGGAAACUAUGCACUUUCAGAAAAUAUAGUUACGCUGCAAUCCUAAACAUGCUUACUGUGGAGUAAGCACCAUUGAAUGAAUGCAGUCAGACUUGUUUCCAAGUAAGUAAGCAUAGUACUACAUUGUAAAGUAGGGAUAGGGAGACUGUGACCCUCCCAGAUGCUGUUGGACUACAACAUCCAUAGUUCCUGACCAUUGGCCAUACUGGGGUUGGAUACCAGCAUCAUCUGGAGGGCCACAGGCUUCUUAUCCCUGCAGUAAAGGAACUGAAGUGCUGUGGCAGAUACUAAUAAUUUCUAAUGAAAAUUAGCACAUCAAAUUAAUCCAUGCAUCCUUUAUAUGGAAGGUGUACACUGAGCAGAUUAGCAUAAAGGAGUGUUUUUAAAUUUGUUUACUGUAAAUAUUGUGGAAAUUUUAAACGACAUUCCUUCCUCUAGCACAACACACAGUAUACUUAAUUCAUAUUUUGAAUGUGUUAUGCUGUAGAUUCUGUUUGCCAUUUCUAUUGGCUUUGAAAGGAUUAUAGUUCAUGAAAACUCUUGUGCUUAAAUACAGAUGAGGAAAUUGCAGAAUCUCAUAUUUUCUGGAAAUAUUUUAUGUUCUAAGUUUUUGGAGAUAAAGGCAUUCUGGAUUUCUUAGCUACAAAACUCCUAGAUCGUCAUCUAUCCUGAAUUUUUCCUUUGCAUUUUGAAAAUGCAGCCAUGUUAUCUUAGUGUAUGAAUGGCAAAAGAGCAUUGCCAGAUCUAUACACACAUACAUGCAGACGUUUUUUACUUGUGUUUCUGUAUGUUUGUUAGUGUUAGUGAAAAAUAAAUGUAGAAAGGGACUUUGGGCAAAUUAAAAAAAAAAGUACUGCAAGAGCACACAAUGGGAGCUUAUCUGCUGCUUCAUCUGGUCAGGGAUGUGUGCAGGUUUACAAGAAUACUGCGCCUUUUCCUACUGAAUGAUGUAACAAAAGAAUCUGAGCUCAGUCUUACACUUUAUUUGUGCCCUCUUGUGAUGUUAAGGGAAAACAUGAGUGCAUAUACUUGGCCUCUGCUGGUUGCUGAUUUGAUGGAAAUUUAUCAGUUGUUCUAAUGUGUCUGUUGGAGAAAUGUUUUUUGUGUUAAAUGUUCUUCCAUCACGUCACUUGUAUGCGACUUGCCUGGUAGUAAAUAAUGGUUACCUUUAGAUCUUUCUUGGCUUUAAAGCAGGGAUGAAAGUGAAAACCGCACAGAUGCUGCUACUUUUGAUUCUCAAAUAUACAAGGAUGGUUUCAGUAACAAUCUUGUCAUCUUGACAUGAGGGACAUGUUUUGUAAAGGCAUCUGAUGUGAUAGCAUAUGUACAUUUAUUUCAUAGCACCUGUGUCCAGUAAUUUAAAGGUAAGAUGCAUAAUCCAGCUAAAAUAGUCCUCAAGUCUCACUGAUUCCAGUGGGAUUCCAAAAGUUAAGCACACCCUUCUCUCCCUUUGAAAUCAGUGGAAUAUAAAAGUGCUCAACUCUGACUGAAUCAUGCCUCCCGUUCCUGAGUUAAUUCAGGAAUGCUUAUAAAAAUGAAAGGCAUCAAACUAUAUCCAUUUUAUGUAAACAGUGCUGUUAGUACUUGCGUUCUAAAGUCACUCUUGUCCCCAUCAGUAGGAAAAAUUAGAUAGCUGUCCAGCAUGCCAUGUAGUUGGUUGCUAAACCCAACUGUCUUUCUUUCAUUACCUUGGUGAGAAAGGAACAGUACCCUUGUCUUGUCCUGUUAGCAUAAUCCUUGACAUAAAUACCUCAUUUUAACAGCAGUCAUUGAAUAACGGCACCAUAUGAAUAAUAUGUAUAAAUCAUUAUAAAGAGCAGCUCCAUAUGUUUCCCAGUCGCUUUUUCAAUAAGCCUCUGUUGGUGGCUGCUUUUUUUAUUUUAAGAUAAUGAGUUCGGGCAGGUCUUCAGAUGCCUUGGUGUGACCACAAGUGUCAGGAGAUGUUCUGCUGGCAGGAUUGCAACUUCCUUGGCAUUCUGCAGGGGUGGCUCCAUGGCAGGAUUUUGUGAGGUUCACAUUUGAGCUACCCAAUUUAUAUUCAUUAACCAUUAUGCUCUGGAUUUGAAAGGUUGUUAUGAUACCUUGUUGGAAGGGGCUGCUGUUUGAUUAUUCAGUGAUCCAGUGUGCUGAAUGCUUCAGUCACUUAACUGCUGGCUUGCACAGAGACUAUGAAGAAGAAAGGCGGCGCCUUACCUGUCACUAGUGUUCUUUGAAUGGUCAUCUGUACAGUCACACAUCCAACCUUCUAUAGCUGCUGCUGCUGUCUUGUGUGUGUCUCUGGAUAUUUGUGCCACUGGGUUGAAAGUGGAAAGGUGCUUGUCCUAUCACUCAGCAUGUACAGAGAAAAAGGAUUGGUUUACUCAAGGGUCAGGUAAGGGCAUAAGCUGUAGCUCUUGGAGCAGAGCUGUAGAAACUUCUGUGGAUGCUUUGUGUCAGUGCAAAAGCCUACUGUUGUAGAACUUACAGGUAAACCACCUUUUCUAGUAUAUCAACCUCCUCUGAUAUGUUGGAGGAUUCCAUUACAUUUUUGUUCGCUUCUGCUAGCCUUGACAGAGGGAACACGAAUGCACUGAGUAUCCUAUUAAAUUCUACUCGAAGACCCAUUUAAAAGAAUGGGCAUGACUAGCUUAGGCCUAUUAAUUUCAGUGGCUGUACUGAGUAGAAUGGAAUUGGAUAAAAACCCAUUGUCUUCUUUUAUAGGCAUGUAUCAACAUGCAAGCAUUGUCUGUACCUGUAGUUCCUUGUGCUGUAGAAUGCCAUCAAUAAAACAUAUAUUUCCUAAA
Molecule: messenger RNA, 4770 nt
Organism: Rhineura floridana
Lineage: Eukaryota; Metazoa; Chordata; Lepidosauria; Squamata; Rhineuridae
Gene: FLVCR1
Product: FLVCR choline and heme transporter 1
Exons: 10
Coding region: 101-1723 (540 amino acids)
Biological process (GO): transmembrane transport; mitochondrial transport; heme export
Cellular component (GO): membrane; mitochondrion
Molecular function (GO): heme binding; heme transmembrane transporter activity
Source: RefSeq, a predicted model, not a curated record